UUAUUUAUUUACGUAGAUACUGUUGCUAAUUUCUUGCACAUGAAUUCAAAACCACUUUUUUAUAAAAUUACUAAUGCCUUGGAUGUUCUAUUGAUUAGAUAAGGAUCAUUUAUUUUUCCACACACAACUACGUGAAAAUCUAUGUUUACAUAAUAGUUCUUAUCUUAUCCGAAUAAGCAAUUAAUGCAAUCAUUACCAAUAGGGCCCUGCAACUCUAUUUCAAAAGUUCUACCGUUUGCUUAACCGAUGCAUUCAUGAAAAUACAGUAUUCGAAACAAAUAGAUAAUACUUUUUUGCUUCCUUCAUUAUAUUGUGUCAAAAUAUAGAUUAUUAUUAGCUACAACAUCCUUGUGAGUAUAUUUAUUGUAUUUAUGUACGUUAUCUGUUAGUGGUCUGUUUGAGAUUUGUAGGAGCUAAUGUACGCCCGAAAAACAGAAAGAAAAGUUGCAAUUAUUUUUUUAAUAAAUGAAAUAAAUAAUGUGUGAAGAAUCCGCAUGCUUAGUUCCACAACUGGAUCAAUCACCGAAUGGAGCCCCUGCACCCAGACUGUCAUCAGGCAGUGGGGGCGGGGUGUGUGCUGCUGGUGAAGCAUUGGUUGGAUUUCAUGAAGACGCAAUAUCCCAAGCCGCCGUUGGAAGAGCACAGUUUCUUCUAAGUGUGGUACUGGGUUUAGCAAUUGCGGCUGAUUGUUCGGAAUUAUCAAUUUUGGGGUUUAUUUUACCUGCAGCGGAACUUCAGUUGUGCGUAGACGAUCACCGAAAAGGAUGGCUAGUGUCCAUAACUUUGCUCGCUUUAGCAGCGGGCUCCUUAGCCUGGGGUAUUCUGGGGGAUCAUAUAGGUCGCAGGAGAUCCCUGGUUAGUGCUUUAUCAGUGACUGCGGUAUUUUCAGCCAUGGCCGUAGUUAUGCCAACCUACGGAACCUUCAUGACCGCUAGGUUUUGUUCCGGUUUGGGUGUUGCAGGCGCCAUACCAUUAUCUUUUAGUUAUUUAGCAGAAACGUGUCCCAGAGCCACCCGAACCCGAUAUAAUGGUCUUCUUCACGCUUUCUGGCCUCUGGGAGCCCUUUUGACUUCCACCAUGGCCCACCUGACACUACCCACUGAUGGCGCGGACGUGGUCGAAGACAAUCGGGAGCACUGGAGCUCUUGGCACAAGUUUCUCCUUCUCAACAUACUUCCCACGAUCACCUGCAUCGUGGGCUUGAUAUGGGCUUCAGAAUCUCCAAGGUAUCUUCUCGAAGCUUGCAGAGAAGUCGAAGCAUUGGCUGUGUAUCAAAGACUGCAUCGUUUAAACAAGGCAAGGACGCAAUAUGGAUUAACAGAAUUGGAGUUGCCCGGGAGGAGUGCUUACAGGGACAAGCCUGUCAGUAAUUCAAGGAACGUCCUCAAUCAGGGUUUAGAAUCACUAAAAGAUGCUUUCCGACGUUUGGCGUCGCCUUCUCAUUUCCGUACGACAAUUCUUCUGAUAGCGUUGCACUUCCUUUUGGGAUUUAUUUACACGGGCGUAUCUGUAUUUUCCUCGUCGUGGUUGAAGGAACUAAACGAAUCCAAAUACAACGCGAACAAACAUUAUUAUCACAAUAACAGUUUCAUUGGAUACAUAUUUAAUGCCACGCUGGAAAAUGUUCAGUACAAAUACAGCGUUUUCAAGAAUGUUACGUUUUCGCACCUCGACUUCAAUCACGUCGACUUUAUCAGCUGUAUCUUCGAAGAAACGGAAUUUUCGAAUGUCAAAACGUCCAUUACGUAUUUUCAAAAUUCGACUUUCAAGGAUUGCAGAUUUAUCGAUACAGAUCUAACGAAAGGACAGUUUAUCAACUGUAACAUGAUCAACAACACGUUCCUAUCGUUAAUAGCAGAUUGCAAAGUCGAUUUCGAUUACAACAUCUAUUUGGACGAUCUGUACCAUGAGACUAUGGCAUGGGCUGGUCCAAUGUUACCAGCACUUGUAAUAAUGGGGUUCGUUCUUGAGGUUUCCACGAGACCGCCGAUUCUGGUCGUCUUGCUGAUCCUCGUAAGUUUGAGUGGUAUUGGAAUCUUUUUUAUGGCCGAUUUCAUGUCUGUGGUUGCUGUUGAAUCCGUUGUCAAGGUUUUGUUAAUGUGCGCCGUGAAUGUUAUCACAAUGGUUGUUGUGGAGGGCUACCCUUGUUACCUGAGAUGUACUGCGCAUGGUAUAAUGCGCAGCAUAUUCCAUAUAGCGUCCUUAUGUGCCAUUCCCAUCUAUAACAUGUUAGUACACACGAUAUUGCUGUUCCCCGCUGUCAUAACAAUAGCGGUGGCAUUUUUCGCAGCAAUUUUGUCCAUUAAAGUUCAAGACAACAGCAAAGUGCUGUUGUAAUCGUCUUUUCCUAAAGCCUUUGUCAAUUGUCGCCAUUUACAAUCGUUGUAAAUGUUACCAUUUUAGUAUACCCAUAUACUACGAUAAAUAUUUUAUUGAAUUAACAAUCACUAGUCCCCUAAGGAAGAGCUUAUCAAGAAUAUCUUAAAGUAUUGAUACGAAAAUAACUAAACAUUUGACACGUAGCGAAAAUCGUGUAGGGUGCAAAAAUACCUACUACAAAUGUGAUCCAAAAUUAUCUAUAUGUAUCUUGUAAAUUAUUAUUAAUACUAUCCUUAAUACAAGAGUUUCAAAAAUGGUGAUUUUGUAUCUUAUCGCCUUCGUAUAUAAGAAUAUCAAUUUUUAAUUAUGCUACAAAAAAAAUUUUUUAAAGCAAAGAAGAAUAUUGUCUAAAAAUCAGAAUAUUUGUUAAAUAUUGUCUAAAAAUCAGAAUCUUUUAGUAACUCUUGUCCUUUGAAUAGUUAACUUUACAAAAGAAAUCACUAGAUGCUGUUAGCUAAAAUUUAAAAAAUUAGAAAAGAAAAAUAAAAAAAAAUUAAGUCAUACUGAUGGAAAUCUAUUGAAGCCUUCCAGAAUUACAUGUUCUGUUAAUUAUUUUUCUUUAUUAUAAUAUGUAUAAGUACUUAUUUUAAUUACGUAAUUUUAUUUAAUGCAUCUGUGAUACUUUUUUCGUUUUAUUGAGUUAACUUUCGAAUGCCCAUUAUUUGUAAUCGAUGUCAAUAAAUGGCAUAUCAAAUAUAUGUAGCAUCCAAUGAAGAAUGUAAAACAGAACACUCAGUAAGUAGUUUCCAAAACAGUCCACUUUCAUUCCCAAAAACUGCCUAUGUACUAAAUAUACCAAUCACCGAUUAGAAAUACUUAUCUAAUUAUUAUUUAUACCAAUCUUCUGUGUUAAUUAUGUUUUGUAUGAAAUAAAGUUUUAUUUGAAA
This is a messenger RNA of Agrilus planipennis (emerald ash borer), 3266 nucleotides long. Its product is annotated as synaptic vesicle glycoprotein 2B. Gene Ontology annotation, biological process: transmembrane transport. The transcript has 9 exons. Lineage: Eukaryota; Metazoa; Arthropoda; Insecta; Coleoptera; Buprestidae. The coding region runs from base 478 to 2337 and encodes 619 amino acids. The record is from RefSeq and is a predicted model, not a curated record. Gene Ontology annotation, molecular function: transmembrane transporter activity.